This is a messenger RNA of Scomber japonicus (chub mackerel), 2748 nucleotides long. RefSeq names its product interleukin 12 receptor, beta 2a, like (gene il12rb2l). The coding region runs from base 163 to 2301 and encodes 712 amino acids. Gene Ontology annotation, molecular function: cytokine receptor activity; cytokine binding. Gene Ontology annotation, biological process: cytokine-mediated signaling pathway. Gene Ontology annotation, cellular component: external side of plasma membrane; signaling receptor complex. The record is from RefSeq and is a predicted model, not a curated record. NCBI's taxonomy places the organism in Eukaryota, Metazoa, Chordata, Actinopteri, Scombriformes, Scombridae. The transcript is spliced from 15 exons.
AAGGGCGGGGCCAUCGUGCCCGCUGUCUGUAAAACUGAACAACUCAACUUUACGAUCACAACAAACUUUCUCAGUGAACUUCGUGUGGUAUCGUUACAGGAUGCACCAGAGACAUCUCAGUGUGUCUCGAAAUGAGGCACUAGAGGCCUGGGUCCAAAUGUAAUGGCCACAUUUAGGACAAGAUGGUUUCUGUCCAUCUUGCUGGUCAUCCUGCCAAAUUCUUGCGUUGCAUCAGGUCCUCCUACUCCCCCCUCUAACCUUGACUGUUAUAUUCCAUGUAAUGGUGGUAGCUGUGGGGUAGAUAUCCACUGCACUUGGGAUUCUACGUCAGACCCUCAGUUCCCCACUGACUACAUCCUGCACUGGGAGUCGAAAGAUAUCGAUGAGGAUCCAGUGACUAAAGGGACCAGUUUGAAUCGGAUGAUUGAACGUGAACGUUAUCCCAGCCACAGUGAUCUUUAUAUUUGGGUGCAAGCUAAGAACCAGUAUGGCUCUGUCAACUCUAACAAGACUGUCUUCAACACGGGGAAUAUCAAUAAGCCAUCCCCUCCUAAGAUCAAUAAGAUCGAUGGUAGCAACCUGAUCGAGGAGGAGUCAUUGGAGAUUUCAUGGAGUUUCCAUCGUGAUCCGCUGUCCUGUACGCAGAAGUGUGAUGUCCAACAUCGGACUGAAGAUGACCCAGCCUGGAUUAAGACUCCUGUUCAUUACAUGAAUUCCUUUCCAUUGGACAAUCCCCAGCCUUGCAAAGUCUAUGAAUUUCAGGUUAGAUGUGGCUGUAACACAGGCUUGAUGAGUGACUGGACUGCAAUCCAAACAGUGAACUUGACGUCAGCCCCUAUCGGAGAGUUGGAUCUAUGGAUGGACUGUGGGUUCCCCACAACCACUGACUGUUUUCUGACCUGGAAGCGGCUUCCUUUCUCUCAGGCUUGUGGUUACAUUCUUGGAUAUGAGGUCACACUGUUCGGCAAUAAUGGCCCAGUAUCAGUAAAUGUGUCCACAACUGAGCCAGGGGACCAGUUGGUGUGUGAUGAUAUGAAAUGUUAUCUCAGUUACUCUCUUAAGGAUAUAUUGUCAGCACGGGUGUCAGCCUACAAUGCUCAUGGUGCCACAAGACCUUCUCAUCUAACCAUCCCAACACAAGGUAAACAGGAAAAUGCGCAAAAUAUUCACCUCGAUAUGAAUGAAGACAACCUCACUGUGUCCUGGAAUCAGUCCCCCCAGCUCUUUGCCAACCCCUCUUUCAAGGAAUAUGUGGUACAAUACAAACAAGUAGGAAGUCCUCUAUGCCAAGAAUUUGAUUGGGUCAAAGUGGGGAAAGACCAUACAAUGGGAAUUUUAAAAGGUCAGUUUAAAAAGUACACACCCUACCAAGUUACACUGUUCACAGUAUCAGAUGGCAAGGAACGCCAUCACCAGUCAUCGGUUAUUGGAUACUCUCUUCAAGGAACCCCUUCCAUUGUGGCUCCAUUUAAAGUGGUUUCCAUUUCUGCCACUGAUGUGACGCUGUCUUGGGAGCCUGAGCCAUUGUCUAAACAGAAAGGGGUGAUCCUUUACUACCAAAUAGGAUUAGUAAAUAAAAAAGGUGUAUACAAGAUCCCGUCCCAGCAACACAAGAGUCAGACUUUUACUCUGCAGGGUCUCAGUCCAGACACGGAGUAUGUUGUCUGGAUAAAUGCUGUGACUCAGGCCGGACCUGGAGACAAUGCCACUGUAAAGUUCCAGACACACCACCAAGAAGAUUAUGAUAUAGCAUCACAUUCGAUCAUAAUCAUAGUCCUGACUGUAUUUGCUCUGGUUUUACUAUUUUGUUGUGUAUGUAACAGAGCAAAAAGCAAAGCAUGUAGAAUGGUCUAUGAGAAAGUGCCAGAUCCCCACAAUAGCCGCAUCUUCAAACAGAUGAAGUACCAGAUUAAUGACCCCUUGGCUUGGUCUUGCAUUUCCAUCAAUGAGCCACAUCCUAAGAUCUCUCAGUUGGAGAUAGUAGAAAUCCAGCCCAGUGCUUUGGAGUCCUCUGUGGAGACAACCUCCCACCCUGAUGGAUUAACUAGGCCAGCAGUGGGAGACGGAAGCACACAAAUCGACUGCCAAGACAAUCAGAGGGAGGAUGCUGUUACAGAGGAGUGUGACAGGAUAGAAGGCAGAUAUAGAAGAGAAGAGUACAGCAAAAUGGUUGAUUCCGACGAGGAGAGGGAUGGGGAGGAGGACCGGGGUGAUUCUUGGAGCUCAUCAGAGGAAGAACAGUUCACGUCAGGUUACGAAAAACACUUUAUGCCCACUCCUCUGGAUGUACUGGAAGUUUGAUUGACAUUAAUGUUAUAUGUGUGUUGUACUUUUUUGUACAAAAAAGUGUGCAGAAACAAGUGUCAUGUGACUGGACUGCUUCUCUCUGUGGGACAGAUUCAGGUCUACUAAAGCUAAUGGCAGCCAACCAGUCCCCCUCUCUACUCAGGUUUCUACUGUAUGUGUCUGUUUUGUUACAUUUGAUUAGUGUUGGUGUUUUUAGUUUGUUUCAGGAAAUGUUUGUUAUGGACGGAUUAAUAGCACAUACUUGUACACAUGCUCUCAGGAAAUCAGAAAAUAUAAAAUUCUGUGUGGAGUAUACAAUUUAGAAGGAACAUCUACCUUAAAAUCCACAUUCCCAAAGCUGGGAAACCAGACCAUAAUGCAUUUUGUCGGCAAUGUCAUCAAUUAACACUGAAUUAAUACUUAAUCCUGGGACUGGAGAUUUCUUAUUUGAGUUAUUAACUC